Ixodes scapularis (black-legged tick) is the source of this 775-nucleotide messenger RNA. RefSeq lists its product as uncharacterized. The record is from RefSeq and is a predicted model, not a curated record. The transcript is spliced from 3 exons. The coding region runs from base 27 to 539 and encodes 170 amino acids. Lineage: Eukaryota; Metazoa; Arthropoda; Arachnida; Ixodida; Ixodidae.
CCGCACCCGCUAUCUUCCAGCGCAAGAUGGAGAGCCUGCUGCGAGGAAUACACGGCGUACAAGCGUAUCUCGAUGACGUCAUUGUCUCGGAGAGAAGAAAGGAAGACAGGAGCGUGCUCAAGCAGGAGCUGCAGCGUUUCAAGGAGAACGGAGUCAAGCUGCACAGAGGGAAGUGUAACUUCUGGCAGGACGAAGUCUGCUAUCUCGGGCACCGCAUCAACAAGGACGGCCUGCACCCUACGGAAAAGAACCUGGCGGCUAUAAUGGAAGCAAGGAGCCCGAAGAACGAAGUUGGAACUCACCGUAGCCCAGGGUUUGCUCUACUGGGGGCACCGGGUCGUCGUGCCACAGACAGCACGUGGAGCGAUGCUAAAAAUGCUGCACGAGACCCAUCAAGGAGCAUCGGCGAUGAAGGCGGUCGCGCGGACACUUCUUUGGUGGCCAGGGCUCGAUGGAACCCCGUAGCAAGCUGUGGCCCGGAGAUCCAGUUUGGGCCCGGAACUUCGGAGAAGGAGAAAGGUGGUUGCCAGGGACGGUAACUACAACGACCGGAGCAAGGAUGGUCUCAGUGGACACACCGUCGGGAGAAGUCCGACGUCACAUUGACCAGAUCCGUUUUCGAGAGCCGCUGGCACUCAAAGUACCAGGGACAGCGGCAAAGACAACGCAAGGCGCUCGACAAGAUGCAGUACAAGAUACAACACCUGCAGAACCAACCAUCAGCACCACCCAGCCGCCAGAGUUGCGAAGGUCAACCAGAGAAAGGAAGCCUGUA